Molecule: messenger RNA, 615 nt
Organism: Microstroma glucosiphilum
Lineage: Eukaryota; Fungi; Basidiomycota; Exobasidiomycetes; Microstromatales; Microstromataceae
Exons: 1
Coding region: 84-500 (138 amino acids)
Source: RefSeq, a predicted model, not a curated record
GGUCGAGGACACGGGUGAGUGGAUCACGAGCCAUAGCUGACGGUCGUCUUUCGCGGCGUCGCUAAAGGGGCCAAGCAUCGGACAUGGCGACUGAUCUCAUCCUUCUGUUGCUUUUGUCAUCUUCGCUCGUACAGACGGGUGAAAUGUCCCUAUUGCCCAAUGGAGAGCACUGUGUCCCAAGCCGCACGGCUGUACUUCUGAUCCCCCGCUUCGGGCUUCCGUGUGACGGUGGAGGCGUUCGGAACCUAGUUGGCAACACUUACGCCGCUCUCGCCCGGCACUUGCACGAGGACAUCGCCCAGUCCACUUCGACCCUCUCAUCCCAACUACCACAAGCAUCUACCUCUCCCUGUUGCGCCUAUAAGGCUGCUGUGGCCCCCUUGCGUACCCUGCUCGACCCUUCCUUAAGAAGGCUCACGACACGCAGGGGUGCAAAGCCCCGACGCAUAGGCUGUAUCCGGGAUCUCAGAGCCGCGGCUGCUACUGCCCUCAUAUCCUGAGUUUAGGCGCGCACCACAACUAGGACAGUCCGAUAGUCACCACGUCCCUCGGAGCAAGUUCACUUUCGCUUGCUCUGAUGAUGCCACCGGCAUGGUUGCUGUUCAUCUGGACGCU